Octopus bimaculoides (California two-spot octopus) is the source of this 4691-nucleotide messenger RNA. RefSeq lists its product as uncharacterized. Gene Ontology annotation, molecular function: DNA-binding transcription repressor activity, RNA polymerase II-specific; RNA polymerase II cis-regulatory region sequence-specific DNA binding. The record is from RefSeq and is a predicted model, not a curated record. Gene Ontology annotation, biological process: regulation of cell cycle process; negative regulation of transcription by RNA polymerase II; neuron differentiation. NCBI's taxonomy places the organism in Eukaryota, Metazoa, Mollusca, Cephalopoda, Octopoda, Octopodidae. Gene Ontology annotation, cellular component: nucleus; transcription repressor complex.
AGGAAAAGGAGGAGAAGGAUUGAUGUGGAAGGUGGAGUAGUUUGAAUUUGUGGAUUUGGGAUGGGGUAUGGCGGCCGACGUAUAAAAUGUCGCGUGUUUGUGUCGCCUAGCCAGAACUCGUGCAAGAUUUUUUCAAACAAGCUGCUUGCAAAAAAGAACAAAAACAAAAACAGAAAAAACGACAACACCAACACACACACAUAUAAAUACAUACGCACAUGCACACACUCACAAACGGACAGCACAAUACCAUUGCGGCGGCAUUACUGUUGUCUGUGUGUGUAUAAUUUUUUUUUUACUUUUUUUUUUGUUGCAAUAUUUUCUUUAUAAUAACUUGAGUUUCAUAUCACAAUCACCAUUUAUUCUGUCCCUCCAGCAGCAUCCUGCCUUCUCCCUCGUUUCGUAAAAGAACCGAAGAACAGAUGACAGUCCAAGAAAAAAAAAAAAAGAUAAAUAACAAGAAAUCAGAACACUAACAGACAUUUCUGUGUUGGUGUUGGACAACUUUUGGCAGGAAAAAAAAAAAGGAGCCGAGUGGAAUAAAUUUAUUUUGACACGCUACAUUAGUACAAUAGCUACCACUACUUCUGCUACUACUGCUGCUCCUGCUGCAUUAUCAGAAUUACUGAUAAACGAACCAAUCGACUAAACAGACUAACUGACCAAUUGGAAUACAGCGAAAUACUAGGCUGACGAAAGACGGAGACAGCAUCAACGGGACUGGCUCAUAUUCUCAGAUAACUUUCCAACAGUGAAAAUAAGCAUGUUUCACACGCUGGCCAUAUGUGUCGCCAUUUGGAGCCGAGGACAUACAGGUUAGACCACAGAAACUGUUAUAUAUCUUUCACAAUCUAGCUAAAAGAGUCAUGUUCCAUGGUUUCGUACCAUUCUGCAUGUCUCUUCUGACAAAUAAAAGACACGCUGAAAGAACGUUAUUUGAUGCCGAUAAAUUGGCCUUAAAACUAUUUAUAUUGCUCUGCAAAGAAUUAAUUUAAAAGAUAGAAAAAACGUGAAAAAAGUAUAAGAAAAAGAAAACUGAAAAAGACAAAUAUUCAUUUAUAUACCAAACAUAUAUUCACACAUAAUAUACAUAUAUAUAUAUAUACAUAUCCAUCUAUAUUUAUAUCUAUAUUUAUAUCGUCUAUUUAUAAACUAUAUAUGCCUGUCGUUAUCUGUUGUUAAUUAUCAUAUCUACAUAUUUGCAUAAAUAUAUGUAUAUAUAAACGCACACAUAAUCAUAUACAUAUAUAAACUAUACAUAUAUAUGUAUAUAAGUACCCUUUUUGCUAUAAAACAACAUAUAUAUAUAUAUAUACAUACAUGCAUAUAUCAUAUCUAUAUAGAUACGGAUAAAUUAUUUAUUGUCUAAGCUUCUAUGAAAUAACUUGUUUUGUAAAUUUUUCUUUAUUAUUUUCUUUGAAAUAACACCAUUCCAUAAGUGUUGGGAACAACAAAACAACACCAACCAUAAACACAGACAUAUAAAACACUAGUAGAAAUACUGACCAAUAACUCCAAGAAUUCAAAAUGCCACGUGGAUUUUUGGUGAAACGAACAAAGAAUGCUGCGGCAUUCUCUUACAGAGUUCGGAAUUCCGAUGACAGUGAUUCUGAUCAUGAACACAUUCAAACAAAUUUCGGUUCUCCAGAUUCUGGAUAUUCUCCAAGUCCGAUAUCAUUGACUCCACGCGAGAGAGAUCUCCAUGCCUUUGACAGGGACCCGACACAAGGUACCACCCUGCCCUCGUCUCCGUUGCCAAGUUAUCCGUCCCCACAUUACUUUUAUGCCUUCGACAGACUGAGCGUUUCUAAUUGUUCACCAGUCAACUUGACCCCUGUGAAAAACGAAACCGGAACUGCUGCUCUUUCCAGCCCUAACAAACGCAGGGGUCCGGCCGAAGCCGAGAAAAAGGUGAAAACGCCCAAGAAGCCGAAAGCUUGUCGUAAAAUUAAUUUCGACGAGGACAAGACGUCACCCGUAUCGGGUACAAUCAUCAAAGACAUUUCUGAUACGGACGAGGAAGGACAAGUUGUGUGCGGAGACAUUGACAGUGCCUUUAACUAUGUAGAGAUCACGGCGGAAGCUAAGGCUGAGCUGGAAAAAAUCGAGAACAAAAUUGGCGACUAUGUCUGUCAACUAUGCAAAGAAUAUUUUGACGAUGCCUUCCAACUGGCUCGCCACAGAUGCUCACGCAUCGUGCAUGUAGAAUAUCGGUGCCCUGAAUGCGACAAAGUUUUCAACUGUCCAGCCAACCUCGCUUCGCAUCGGCGUUGGCACAAACCGAAAACCGCGUCCGACAAGAAGAACGUCCCCACUCACAUACUGCCGGCCAGCAUCCCGUCGGUUGCUCUCAACAGUAACCAUAGCAACGGAACAAAUGGAGAUCCGAUGGACGAAUCCAGCGACAAAUGUGACAGUCCACGAAUGCUAACGUCACCUCCUGGCUCGCCGAACAACUACACAGCUUCCACACAUCACCACCAGUUCUUCAAUUCGAACUCCUCACCAUCUCCGUCGUCCGCUUCACCUCCAGCCGUCACCAUCAACGACUGUCCGUCGUCCACUGUCGAAGAAGGACAAUUCCAGUGUGAGAUAUGUUUCAAAAGGUUCCGCCGUCAAGCCUACCUGAAGAAGCAUAUUCUUAACCAUAACAAUGACCGAGCCAAGCAACAACAACAACAACAGCCGCCAGAACAACAACAGCAACAACAACAGUCAGAGCAGCACCUUUCAUUGCAGCAACAACAACAACAACAAAGUGAAACUAGUCAGCCCUCAACUCACAAUCACUUACAAAACCAACCCACCGACUCGCCACCUCAUAGUUAUUUCCAACACAAACACCAACUCCAUCAACACAACAAUCAAAACCUCACGCAAAACAACGGUAGCAGCAACAACAACAACAACAACGCUAACAAUAACAACAGCGACAUUAGCAGCAGCAAUAACAACAACAACAAUAACAACAACAACAGUAGCAACAGCAGUAACAACAACAAUAACGACACAGAUUCCAAUGGCAACAAAGAGCCGACUUCUUCGCUAAACAGCAAUGUAAAUACACAAAACGGUGCGUCGAGCAAUAACAGUUCUAGUAUGGAGGUCAACGAGUGUAGUAGUGAGAGUAUGGCCACCACGACCAGCUGUAGUACUCCGGCUGCAACAAAUGAUACCAUCACUAAUGCUACGAGCAUUGCAAGCAACGGUAGUAACAGCAGCCUCACGACCACUGCCUCAACGACCACCACUACUACCACGACCACCACUACCAAUACCAACACCACCACGACCGGCAACAGUAAUAAUAACAACAACAGCAACAACAGCAGCAGCAAUGGUAACGGAACCACUGCCCACCUAUCAUGCGACCACUGUAAUAGCAUUUUCACCACAAAAACGGCUCUCGAGAAGCACAGCCGGACGCACAGUGGCGAGGUUUUCACCUGUAAGUACUGCUCAAGUCGCUUCUAUAGUUCUCCAGGUCUUACCAGACACAUCAACAAAUGCCAUCCCUCCGAAAAUAGACAGGUCAUUCUUUUACAAUUGACCCCAGUUAACCGACCUUGUUGAUUACAAAUAUCAAUACAAACAAUGAAUUUUGUCAUCGUCAUCAACAAUAGCAACAAACAAUAAACAGCAACAACUACAACAGCCAGAUCUGUCUAAGAACAAUAAUUCAACAUCAACAACAACAACAACAAAAAUAAUAAUAAUAAUAAUAAUAAUAAUAAUGAUAAUAAUAAUAAUAAUAAUAAUAAUGAUAAUGAUAAUAAUAAUAAUAAUAAUAAUAAUGAUGAUGAUGAUCAACUGUCUCUUUAUUUAAAAGUAUGAAACCGAGACAAAUUAUUUUAAUGAGUGGUCUAUACUUACACCCCUCUUGAAAUUAUAUACCUUUCUGUGAGAAGAUAAAAGCGAAGUUCGUUGGUUGGUCACCAACACAACAAUACCUGCAAGUGAAAUACGAACUCUCAAACGAAAAGAUAGCCAGGCAGGUGUAGUAAGUCCAGUAAUUUGAUCUACCCGGCCAUUGCACACCCUAACCAGUCCUAUCCCAAAAUAUCAUCAUCAGCCUUAUCGUUAACAGAAGUAUCAAUAUCAACAUUAUAACUAUCAACAAAGUGGCAAUUUUCCAUUACAAAAACUCGAAAUUAUCAGUACAAAUUAUACCGCCAUUAUACUAUAACGGGACAAUUUACUCGUGUCAUUCCUAUUGCUAUAACAUCGUAGUUUUACUAACUCUUAUUCACAACCAGUAAUCUCAAACACAAACAACAGUAACUAAAUAUAAACAACAAAACAGAUGAAAAAGGCGCCAAAAACAAUAAAGACCGUGAAAGUAAAAAAAAAAAAAAUGAAGGAAAAAAAUGAAAGCAAAACAAUAAAUUAAUUAAUUAAUUAAUUAAUUAAUUAAUUAACAAAAAACGAAGAAAGGAAUUGCAAAAAUAAUUCAAAUAGUGAGAAAGUAUAUAACUAAACUAAAAAUAAUCUAGGGAAGAAAUGAGGUGGUGGUAGAAAGACAGACGAAAAGAAAAGUUCUGUGACGGAACGAAAGUUGCGUAUCAGUAGUAACACUGGAUUCUUCCUCGAUGUCUUUCAAACUAUAUCGUCCGUGUGAAAGAGAAAUCGUAAGAUAAAAAAGGAAAUGAAAAAGAAAGAAAACUAAAAGAGAAAGUAGGGGAAUUAAAAGC